AUGUCUUUUCCAGGUCCCGAGACAUAUGAGGCAUGUUCGAAGUUCAUUGAGAAGAAAUUUUUCAUGGCUAAUGAAGUACCGAAUAAGUCGAUUUAUUGCCAUCAUACCUGUGCGACAGAUACACAACAAGUGCAGUUCGUAUUGGACAGUGUUUUGGAUACGAUUUUAUCGAGUAAAUUGAAAGGAUGUGGUCUUUAUUAA
Messenger RNA from Anisakis simplex (herring worm), 201 nucleotides. The record is from the annotation of a GenBank genome assembly. NCBI's taxonomy places the organism in Eukaryota, Metazoa, Nematoda, Chromadorea, Rhabditida, Anisakidae.